Messenger RNA from Choloepus didactylus (southern two-toed sloth), 503 nucleotides. Its product is annotated as collagen alpha-6(IV) chain-like. The transcript is spliced from 5 exons. The record is from RefSeq and is a predicted model, not a curated record. Lineage: Eukaryota; Metazoa; Chordata; Mammalia; Pilosa; Megalonychidae. Bases 1 to 465 code for a protein of 154 amino acids.
AUGCCAGGAGAAAGUGUAAGUAAUAUUUUUCUUGGUGUUGUAGGUGUGAAAGGGAAAAAUGGCCCAGAUGGUGAUGCGGGUUUCCCUGGAAACAAAGGCGAAGAUGGGAAAAUUGGUAUUUCUGGAGAUACUGGCCUUUCUGGCGCCCCAGGUCUCCCUGGGAUUUCUGGCCUUAGAGGAGACCCAGGGCUUCCAGGUUCUCCUGGUCAUCCCGGAGCAAGUGGGCCCCAGGGAGCCCCUGGCCUACUAGGACACAAAGGCUUCCCUGGACUUCCUGGUUUACAGGGAUUGAAUGGGCUUCCAGGCACUAAGGGUGCCCAUGGCACUCCAGGACCCAGUAUAAUUGGUGUGUCUGGGCCUGCCGGCCUGCCUGGCCCCAAAGGUGAGAAGGGCUCUCCAAGAAUAGACACCAGAGCCCCAGGGAAACCAGGUCUAAGAGGACAAAAAGGUGGCCGAGAUAAGUAAGCCCAAGUCAGGCCUUGUAGAAGCUAAGAGAGGCCUUG